This is a messenger RNA of Brienomyrus brachyistius, 863 nucleotides long. RefSeq names its product pterin-4 alpha-carbinolamine dehydratase/dimerization cofactor of hepatocyte nuclear factor 1 alpha (gene pcbd1). Bases 122 to 445 code for a protein of 107 amino acids. Gene Ontology annotation, molecular function: 4-alpha-hydroxytetrahydrobiopterin dehydratase activity. The transcript has 4 exons. The record is from RefSeq and is a predicted model, not a curated record. Gene Ontology annotation, biological process: tetrahydrobiopterin biosynthetic process. Lineage: Eukaryota; Metazoa; Chordata; Actinopteri; Osteoglossiformes; Mormyridae.
UUCUGCAGAGGCAGCUAUGUGGGGCCUCAUGAUCAAAUCCAGCUGCUCAACAGGCUGUCUUUUGUGACUCAGACAGGGGCAGAGGUGUGAGCGGCUGAGCUGAGAAUACACAUAAACACAGAUGUGUGAUUCCAGGAUGGCUGGAAAGAUCCAGACGCUGACGGAGGAGGAGAGGGGCCAUCUUCUCCCACUGCUGAGGAACGCGCAGUGGGUGGAGGUGGGGGGGAGAGAUGCCAUUUAUAAAGAGUUCAUCUUCAAGGACUUCAACCAGGCAUUUGGCUUCAUGUCCAGGGUCGCCUUGCAGGCAGAGAAGAUGGACCACCACCCUGAGUGGUUUAACGUCUAUAACAAGGUUCAGAUCACUCUGAGUACACAUGAAUGUGGUGGCCUCUCGCAGAGGGACAUCACGCUGGCCACCUUCAUCGACCAGGCAUCUGUCAUCUGAGCCAUCUGCUGGGCUCAUUAAUGAUUUGUCUAAUAUUGUGGGCAAUCCCAACUAGCAAGAAUCCUCAGAAGCUCAAAUCCCAUUGGUUUCUACCCUGUCGUGUUUAGGCUAAAAGAUGCUGUCUGGUUAAUUUCCUGGGCUACGACCAUCUGAGUCAAACUGUACCAACCAUAUAGGAAGAAGUUACCUGCUAGGGUCAAAGGUCAAAGUUAUUUUCAUAAAACUAGCAAAUGUUACCCAGAAACAGUCAGCAGUGGGCAGGGCUUAGGCCUUGGCAUGUAGGAUGUUCCAUUGCCUUAUCUGGAGACCCUGUACUGGUGUCCACUGUGCUGCGUCAUGCAAAUGCCUCAAACUGUUAUCUUAAUUGCAUCCCUGAUAAUGUGUGCAGUGCUUGUGGGAAAUAAAAACCAGACUCAUA